Pararge aegeria (speckled wood butterfly) is the source of this 6273-nucleotide messenger RNA. It is a transcript of the gene Nup133, whose product is annotated as nuclear pore complex protein Nup133. Bases 127 to 3690 code for a protein of 1187 amino acids. Lineage: Eukaryota; Metazoa; Arthropoda; Insecta; Lepidoptera; Nymphalidae. Gene Ontology annotation, molecular function: protein binding; structural constituent of nuclear pore. Gene Ontology annotation, biological process: transcription-dependent tethering of RNA polymerase II gene DNA at nuclear periphery; poly(A)+ mRNA export from nucleus; protein import into nucleus. The transcript has 21 exons. The record is from RefSeq and is a predicted model, not a curated record. Gene Ontology annotation, cellular component: nuclear pore outer ring.
UCAAUUCAUAUGUCACAUUUUGUCAAAUGACAAUACACUGUCAGGUUUUUGAUUUUGGAUAAAAUAUCGCGGCAACGGACUAAUCGUUAAUUUCAUUUAAUACAUUAAAUAAAUAUAUUCUAAAAAAUGGAAUAUAACAGCAGCGGUGGUUUGCGGAGCCCAUUUUCACCUCGAGUAAGACAGUCUAUUGGAGGCCGCAGACCUUUAGGGCAUGGUUCUGCUAAAAAAAAUCAGAGCAAAUUUAUGCAGUCCAUAGAGCAACAGGCUGGUGAUGUGAUUUACAAGACUCCUCUGAGCACCAUUGAGACAUUUGGGAUGCCUCUACCCGUUUUGGUGACUGAAACACUUACCUUUGCUAGUGGUGAUGUGAGUGUGCGCAUGUCGCCUUGUGGUUGGUGCUGGAUAGUGGCUGGGCGCAGAGUGCUGGCCUGGCCUAGAGAGAUGGCAGUGUCUCCUGCCGCACCCACCGCAGCAAGGGAGCUGACUCUGCCGCAGACUGACUUGGCACACAAGGCUGACCUUGUUGUGCUGUUUUAUGAGGAGGGUGCACAGAUGCCCUCCUGCAUCGGCGUGUCGCCGGAGGGCGUGGUGCGCUACUGGGCGAGCGUGGGCUCGGAGGGCGCGUACGCGGACGUGUCGUGCGAGCUGGCGGGGCAGGAGUGCGACCGCCUCACCGAGGCGAGCGACGGCCUGCUGCUGGCCACCACCACCUGCACGCUCGUUAGGAUUACCACCUCCAAAGAGGGGCGCCCCUCAGUGGUGUGUCAAACAAUGCGGCCGCCCAGCGGUUGGCUGGGAGGCAUCGGUCGACGGGUCUCCUUGCUAUUCUUCGGAUCUAUGCCCGCUCAUGCCGAUACGCGGCUGGUGGGCGUGGUGGCGCUGCCCGCGAGCGCGCCGGGCAGCGCGGAGGCGGAGGGCGAGUGCGUGGCGCUGCUGGCGGGCGGGCCGCUGCUGCAGCUGUGGUGCGGCGCCGAGCUGCACGAGCACCACCUGCGCCGCCCGCUGUGCGACGCCUUCGCGCGCGCGCACCUGGCGCCGCAAGGCGACGCGAGCGGGCUGGAGGUGGCGGCGCUGGACGUGCACGCGCACGGCGCGCGCGGCCUGCUGCUGCUGCUGGCGGCCGGCUACGUGGCGCGCUCGCCCGACACGCGCUACGCGCUGGCGCACGUGAGCGUGGAGCAGCGCUCGCGCGUGCGCGUGGUGUCGCUGUGCGCGCUGCCCGCGCCGCGCGACCUGGAGCCGCCGCGCUGCCUGCCGCUGGGCGCGCGCCCGCUGCUCUACGCCUCCGGCUACGUGGCCUGCGUGUCGCCAGCGGCACCGGAGAAAACGGAGUACGUGGACGUGUCCGCGGAGUCGGACCGCAUCUUGGGCGCGGCGCUCUGCGACGGCCUGCCGCUGCUGUUCAGCCGCAAGCACGGCGUGCUGCUGCUGCGCGCCGCCGAGCCGGGCCCGCGACCCUCCCCGUCGAUCUGCGAAAGUGCGAUGGGUUCUCCGUGCCCCUCCGACAUGUACGACAGCAAUCUCUCGCUCUACGAAAUUGAUCCGCACGAGGUGGGCGCCGCGAGCACGGACGCGGUGGGCAAGCUGAAGAGCGCGUUCCUGUUCCACGUGCGCGGCGACGCGGGCGCGGCGGCGCGCGUGCUGGGCGAGCUGUUCCCGCGCACGGAGCCGCACAGCGACGCGCCGCUCGACCGCUCCGUGCUGGCGCUGGCGCACGACAUGCUGGACGACGCGCCCGCCGGCGACCCGCGCUGGCGCCUGCGCACCGGCGCGGCGCUGGGCAGCUCGGCCGCGCUGCAGGCGGCGGCGCAGCUGCGCGACAAGCAGCGCGCCUUCGCGCUGCUGCUCGACUUCCUGCGCGCGCUCGGCCUGUGGCGCCGGCUGGGCAGCGUCAGCCGGGAGCACGAGGAGGGCACGGUCAGCACGCAGUACGAGCUGUGCGCGCUGGCCGAGCGCCUGGCGGCCGCGCGCGCGCUGCAACGCCUGCACCAGGAGGGCGCGCCGCUCGUGGACGCCGCGCUGCACCGGGUGGCCGCGAGCGCCGAGAGCGACGGCGAGGAGGCGGAGGUGGUGGCGGCGCUGCGCGCGGGCGCGCUGUCGGCGGCCGACGUGGUGUUCCGGCGCGUGACGCGUGUGCGCCGCGUGCUGCGCGCGCUGGCGCUGCUGCCGCCGCCCGCGCACGACGCGCGCGCCGCCGCGCUGCACGCGCUGCACGCCGUGCGCGCGCUCACGACGGUGCUGAGCGAGGUGCACAAGUGCCGCGCGCAGGGCCCGCCGGACGGCCCGCCGCGCCCCGCGCCCGCGCUGGGCCCGCGCGCGCUGCUGUCCGCGCUGGCGCAGCUGCACACGCGCGCCGUCACGGCAGGUCUGUCGGUUGGUUUAGUAAAGAUGGGUGCGAAAUCUAUUCCACUUCAACCAUCUACUUUUAUAGCGUGCUCAGUGUCAUAUAGCUCCAAAAAUAUCGAAUGUCUCUCGUGCGAACUGAAUGAAAUGGAAUGGCAUUGCCUGGUCCCGCGCAGCGAGUGCGCGCGCGCGUGCCCGGACGCGGCGCUGCGCGCGCAGCUGCUGGAGGCGGCGGCGGCGCUGGCCGACCUGCUGCUGAGCGAGGCGGAGCCGCUGCGCCAGCCGCCGCGCACCGCGCACUUGUACGAGCGCCUGCGCGCCGACGCGCUGCUGCCCUACCUGCAGGAAGGCCAGGCCGAACGCGCCGCGGUGCUGGCGGAGAAGUUCAAGGACUUCGAUCUGUUGAUCGACAUGUGCGUGCGGCGCGACGACAUGCCGCGCCUCUACGCGUACAUCGACAAGUACGCCGACGAGGGCAUGGCGGAGCAGACGUUCGCGUGGCUGGCGUCGCGCGGCGGCGCCCAGCACGCCCUGCUGCUGCGCGCGCUGGGCGGGGGCGCGGGCGCGGGCGCGGGCGCGGGUGCUGGCGCGGGUGCGGGCGCGGGCGCGGGCGGGCGCGUGGAGGCGCGGCUGCGCGCGUGGCUGGGCGCGGCGCCGGCGCGCCUGCCGCUGCGCGCGCUGCAGCGGCUGUGCGGCGGCGACGCGCGCGCGGCCGGCGACCUGUACGCCGCGCUGGCGCAGCAGGAGACGCGCUGCGUGGCGCGCAUGGCGACGAUGGCUUCGAUAGCCAAGCUGUGCCUGCUGGCCGGCGCCGAGCCGGGCCGGGCCGAGGCGUGGCGCGCGGCCGAGGCGCGCCUGGCGCUGGCGGAGCAGCAGCACGCGUUGCCGCGCGAGCUGCGCCUGCACCACGGCCUGGACGAGGCGCACGACGGCGGCCGGGUGCUCGAGCCGGAGGAGCUGGUGCAGAUGUACAUCGACUCGGCUAGCCGCUCGCUCACUGAAUACGACUACAAGAAGGCUUUGGACCUCACCGACUUCGUGCAGGACAUGGAACGGCGGGACGAGUUGCGGCUGAGGGUGUGGUGCGCGUGCAUCCGGCGCGACGACUGGUCCACGUGCCGCGUGGACGCGCCGGCCGACGAGAUGCAGGACAAGAUGUUCUUCCGCCUGCUCGACCUGGUGCACCUCAUGGGCGGCGACCUUGAAUUGCUGCUACCCCCAGUGGAGGACAUCCUAACGGCACCGGAGCUAGCAGAACUGGUCUCCGACCCUCGGUUCCACUUCAUCAUCAAGUACGGCUACGAGUGUGUUGACGCCACCAGAAACGACAUCAUUGAGACCUCGUAACUUGAGAGAUUGUAUCUUAGUAAAUCUUGAAGGCUGAGAUUUGCACGUUCGUAAUGGAAGAGUCGAUUUCGAGUAAACUGUAACGUCAGAGUUAAAUUUAUUUUAAUCAACUUGUUAUUUCUUCUGAAAUUCAGGCGGAAGAUAUUUUGAUAACAAGAUUCGUUUUUUGAAAUAAAGUUUAAUAAGGUCAUUUUACUUUUACGUUACAGUGUUUUGAUCCCCAGAAACGUCUCCAUUAUUGCGAGCCAUUGUCAUGCAAGUCACAAACAGAUACAAAAGAUUAUUUUUAAGCUAAAAAUGUAUUUUGCGAAGUUAAUUUUGAAUUGUGACUCAACAUUGACGUCAUAAAUUACAAUAUCAUGGGUGUUUAGAUUUUGACUACAUAGAUGUUCGGUAAAUUCGGUGUUAUUUGGAGAAUUUUUAUAGGUUUAGGGUAUGUAUGACUGAACUUGGAACGUCAACUUUUUUUUUAUACAUUCCGGUUUUUUAUGAAGCAAAAGGAUUUCGAUGUAUUUUUUUUGUUAGUACUUUUUUAACAUUUUCUUUAGUUUAAUCUGGCACCGAUGGAUUAAUCUUUGUUACAAAUAUUAAAGUAAUUUAAACAAGUUUAAAGUCCAUAAUACUUUUAAACACCACUAGCGGAAAUAAAUAUCGUAUCUCCAUAAAAUCAUUAUCGUUCUUUUUUUUUCUUCUUAAAUAAUGAUCUUUUCAGCCAUUACUGCAGUGACGAAAAAUCUGUUUUUUCAAACUGAAUAUACAAUGCUAAUAUAGUUGUUUAAGAAUACAGUACAGAAUACAGUUUGAAUGAGAAGGUAAGUAGUUUUACUGCUUACCUUCUCAUCCAAAGUUCUCUUAAAUAACCCUAAUGCCCAUUUUCACUAAACCUACGCGUUGCCUAGAUUGAAUGUAUAAUGAUUAAAACGAUGUCUAAAAACGAUUCACCGGUUGAUAAAAUGUCUAGGAAUCUCCUUAGAUUAGGCUUAACUUAUUUAGGCAUUGCCUUGUAUGUCGUUAGUGAAAACUGGCGUAAGAAUCCUUGCUGUCUCCAUAAACGUAUGUUAACCGAACUUGACAACCCAUGAUAUUUUAUUUCGCAGCAUUGAGUAAUUACUACGUAAUAGAGCAGGCGGGUCCAAUAAAUAUACACAGUGUGCACGCAUAACUACGGUCACGCGGCCGACUAAAACAGAAUAAUGCGUUAUUUGGUUUUGUUUGACCGAUUCUUACAUUGAGUAACCAAUUCAAUAACAUAAUUAGAUGUUAGAUAUAACAGGAAUGUGCAGAAUUAAUUCUACUAAAGUAGUUUGUGUAAUAACGUAAAUAAAUAAAUAAAAAAUAAUAUAAUAUAUAAUAGCAUAGAUCAGAGACUCAUUCAAGAAAAUCAAAUUUUGGAUUUAUUUGAUUUUAUUUAAUGAGUUAAGAGUAAAUAUACAAUUCAUUUUGAAUUUGAUUUAAUUAAGCAAGUGUCACAUAAGCUGUUAUGUUUUGGCAUACACACGUUUAUUGCGGCCCACAACACAAGUAUCUUAACUUUGCGACGUAUCCUCUAAUACGUAGUAAAUUAUUUCUCUGAGUUUGUAAGUUAUGGUAUUGCUUUAAGUUUAAAAUGUACAAGUUCUCACCAUUCGAAGAUGUUCAGUCAGACUGAUGUAGGUGUAUACCAUAGUUUGGCGGACAUACAGUUGGGCAAUAAGUGUGUAUGGGAAUAACAGCAUUUAUUCAACGUUUUAUCAGCUUGUGGGUCACAGACUGUGAUGGAUUAAGCCUUCUCAUACUAGACCUUGGCUAUUUUUCAAGUGUAUGAAGUUUAAACGGGUUAAUUAAUUAAAUUUAAUAAGGUGUUUGUUAAAUCAAAUACUGCACCAUUAGCGCUAGGAUUUGCGCCACGAGACCAUUAUUUCUACCAAUUACUCAUAUUUUUAGACGAGAUAAUGGGUUUGUGGAUUAAGAUAAUUUCUCAAAGGAAUUACAAAAAAAUCGCUUAAUUGAGAAAACAUUAAACUUAAAAAUAAAACAUGUUGUGAGCGUACACGAUAGAAGGUACAUAUAAAUCUAUAAAGCAUAACUUAAUGCAGCUAAAAAAAAAUGUUCGUACAAUCGGGUAGUUUCACAAAUAUUACCGAGCAAAAACAUACGACUUAAACAAAGAUCAUCGUUUACUGGAAACGACUUAUACUGACAUAUUAUUUAUCAAGUAGAAUUGUAAUUUUUUCUUAAAUAUAAACGUAGAUUUAGAUUCUGUUAUAUAAGAUGGCAGUUUAUUAUAAAUCUGCGCUCCUUCAAAAAUAAUAUUUUUGUUGCCAUAAGUAUUAGUUCGAGGUUUGUGAUGUAAUAAGAGCUGAUUUGCCCGAUUUAAUUUUCUCGUGAUGCGCAUGCUAGCCCUACAGAAAGAAGGUAAUGCUCUACAGGUGGGUUGUUGGCAGUUUCGACUGCGUAGCCCGUUAUAAAUUCGCAAAGUUACUCGUUCCCCAACGGCAUGAUCGCUAAACCGGAUACUAAUAAGAUAGCUGUAAUAAUGUGUGAUUAUUGUUAUUUUUUAAUGGAAUUGUUCUUCAUAUGUUGCAUUAAAGAUAAUUGAUUAUA